This is a messenger RNA of Tribolium madens (black flour beetle), 1552 nucleotides long. RefSeq names its product cytochrome P450 6a2-like. Gene Ontology annotation, molecular function: heme binding; monooxygenase activity; oxidoreductase activity, acting on paired donors, with incorporation or reduction of molecular oxygen. NCBI's taxonomy places the organism in Eukaryota, Metazoa, Arthropoda, Insecta, Coleoptera, Tenebrionidae. The transcript is spliced from 4 exons. The record is from RefSeq and is a predicted model, not a curated record. The coding region runs from base 47 to 1519 and encodes 490 amino acids.
AAAUCGCAAAUAACACAAACAUUUCGUUAGUCCAGGAAUUGUAACAAUGAUACUUUUCAGCACAGUUCUACUCUUUGUAAUCCUAACUGUAAAAUUUUACUACAAAUGGAAAUUCAAUUAUUGGCGCCGUAAAAAAAUCCCGACUUUGCCCCCUAAAAUCCCUUUCGGCAACCUCCCCAACCCCUUGAAACAGCAGGAAACAACCGGUGUCCACAUUAAACUGCUAUAUGACCAAAUCAAAGACAACGGCUGGAAACACGCAGGUUUAUAUUUUUUGACACGCCCUGUAUACAUGGUAGUGGAUUUAGAGUACGUGAAAAAUAUCCUCACUAAAGAUUUCCAACAUUUCGUCGAUCGUGGAUUUUAUUUCAACGAAAAAGACGAUCCAAUUAGUGCCCAUGUGUUUGCAAUCGGGGGCCAAAAAUGGCGAAAUUUGCGAACAAAACUCACCCCCACUUUCACCUCCGGGAAGAUGAAACAAAUGUUUCAAACACUCCUCGAAUGUAAAACGAGUUUAUUGAAAAGAGUCGACAAAGAACACCAAACUCCGAUUAACAUUAAAGAAAUUUUGGGCUGUUUCACCACUGACAUCAUCGGGUCGUGUGCUUUUGGUCUUGAUUGUAACACUUUUAAAGAGGAAGAUUCGCCGUUUCGAAAAUACGGGAAGAAAGUCUUCGAGUCGAAUCUCCGACGAAGACUCCAAAUCUUCUUCUUCACCCAUUUCCCGUCGCUGGCGCGGGCUUUAAAAGUGCGCCACUUCUCCAAAGACGUUGCUGAUUUCUUCACCAAAGUGGUGAAAGACACUGUUAAUUACCGCGAGGAGAAUAAUUACACCAGGAAAGACUUUAUGCAAUUAUUAAUCGAGUUGAAAAACAGCAAAACUGGUUUGACUCUAGACGAAAUCGCAGCUCAAAGUCUUAUUUUUUUCUUGGCCGGUUUUGAAACCUCUGCAACCACCAUGACUUUUGCUCUUUUCGAACUUGCCAAAAACCAAGAAAUUCAACAGAAAGUGAGAGAGGAGAUUGGGGUAAUUUUAGGAGACGACAAAAUCACAUACGAGGCUCUACAAAAAAUGAAAUUCUUGACCCAAGUAAUAAAUGAAACUUUAAGGAAAUACCCUCCAUUGUCCUUCCUCACACGUGAGUGUGUCAAAGAUUACAAAAUUCCAGAUCAGGAUGUGAUUAUCGAGAAAGGGACUAAAGUUGUAAUUUCGAUACUAGGACUCCACAGAGAUGAGGAUUAUUUUCCUGAUCCUGAAAAGUUUGAUCCUGGGCGUUUUUCGGAGGAUAAUACCGGGUUUCGGGACCAGUUUGCGUAUAUUCCGUUCGGGGAAGGUCCAAGAAUUUGUAUAGGUUUAAGGUUUGGGAUGAUGCAAACUAAAGUCGGAUUAGUUUCUUUGUUGAGGAAAUUUAAAUUUACAGUAAAUAGGAAGACAAGAGAACCAAUAAAAUUUGACGUUAAGGGUUUUAUAUUGGCUGCAGAGGGCGAUAUUUGGCUCAAUGCUCAAAAAGUGUGCUAAUUUUUUGUAAUUUUCAAUAAAACACUUAAAUUA